AUGGAUGAAAAAAUAGAAUUAUUAAUCAGUAUAAUAAACAAAUGGACAAACAAAUACGCCCAUAAAAUAUAUGUCACGGGCCGGGAUGAAGAAAAAAGGGAGCAUUAUUAUAAAGUAAUUUUUUUUCACCAAAGCCAAAACGAGCCUAUCCCCAAAUAUAAAAUAGAUGCAUAUUUUAUAGUAACCGAAUUAAGCACAUCUAAUUUAGAUCCUUUUAGUAUCUAUACAAAUAAUAAUGAUAAAUAUUUUGUAACAUUUAAAUUUGAAAACGAAACUCUAACACGAACUUUAGAUAUGAACUUGAACUGUGAAGCAUGGAUUGAUAAAUUAAUAAAAGACAAAGAAAAAUUGAGAGGAAACAUAAAUUUGUCAUCCAAAUUUAUGAAAUCCAGAUUUGCAAAAGCAGUUCCAAAAACAGAGGUCUCAUUAAUACUCCAAAAAAUAAAAGAAGAAAGAGAAUUAUUAAGAAAAAAUAAUCAAGAAAAGGAAAAAUCUGACGAAUCGAUAAAUGAAAAUAUAUUGAAUAAAAAUUGUUUUUAUGAUCAAACUUAUGAGUUAGAAAAGAUUAAUUCUCAAUCAUAUUUAAAUAAUAUAGAUAAAAAUGAAUUAGAUCGAAAUAAAAAAGAAAACUAUCAAAAUGAUAAAUUAAAUGAAGCUUUAUCUUUUCUUAAAUCAAAUUUAUGUCUUUACUUUUCCAACGCAGACAUUAAAAAGAGGGGAAAAGUUAAACAUAACAAUUAUGUUGAGAUAUUAAAAAUGAUAAACUACAAAUUGUGUAUUAGCUAUUUAUAUUUUAAAAAUAAAGAAAAUCAAGAAAAUAAAGAAAAAAAAUUGGAGCACGAAUUAAAUGAGGCUACAAAUGAAUCGGACAAAUAUUUUUUUUGUGAUACGGAUGAAUGUUUAAGUAUAAAUGAUAAUUCUGAAACAGAAGGAAACGAUAAAAAUAAAAAUGUAGAAAAAGAAGAUAGAAAAUAUUUAUCUAAUUUAUUUAAUAGUAAUAAUAAAGAAAUAAAUUUAAUUAAAAAUUGUGAUAUAUAUAUAAAUAAUAUGUUUAAUGGGUUUAAUAUAUUUUUUGACAACCCUGAAGAGAUACCUCAAAAUUCUAAUAUAUUUAUUUUUGACAAUAAUAUGGAAUCGUAUUAUAAUUAUAUUUUUACAAACAACUAUUACGAUUUUUUGUUAUAUAUUUCAUAUGCUGAUGAAGAAGAUAACGGGUUUAUAUAUUAUAACAAUUAUGUAAAUAUCUUACCAAAAUAUUUAUAUGAAUUAAAAAAGAAUAGAGAAUUAUUUAUAGAUAUGAGUUUUGACAAUUUAAUUUUAUAUAAACAAUUAAUAUAUGCAUGUUAUGAAAAUGAAUUGAAUUUUUUAUAUGAUACUCUUUUAUUUCAAUUUAAAAAAUAUGAUUUAUGUGAUAGUGGAUACAUCUAUCAUAUUAAAUUUAAAAAAAUUCUAGAAGAAAAUAAUCAUAUUAUAUCAAAACAAGAAUAUAAAUUAUUGAUUCGUAUUUUUCAUUAUAAUGAUGAUAAUUAUGUCUAUUAUAAAAAUAUCAAAGAAGUUAUUUUAAAACUUAGGUUCGAGGGAAUUAGAAAUAGUAUUUUUGAAAGGAAUGCAGAUUUGUUACAAAAAUAUUUAUGUGAACAAUUAGUAAAACAUAAUUUAAAAAAUAAAAAAAAAAUUCAUAUAUUUGAUUGUAAAUAUGUUUUAGAUAAUUGUGAUAAAUUAUAUUUAAAUAAAAAUACGAUUCAUACAAUAUUAUGUUCAUUAGAUUUUGAUAAAAAUUUAGAAUUAGAUGUAAAUUUGUUUUUAAAAGUAGCAAUUACUAUUAUUAUUAAUAUGAUAAAAUUAGAAAAUAUGCAAAUGAUAUAUAAUAUUAUCACGGAUGAUAAACAAAAAAAAGAAGACGGUCAAACUGAUGGAGCAAAUGGGGCAUUCUCAAAAAAAAAGACAAUACGAAUUGCAGAAAAGGCAAAUAUACCAGCACAAGAAUUAGUAGAAAUUACCUUAACAAAAUUGUUCAAAGUAUUAGAUGAAAAAAAUGAAGAUAAUUUAAAAAUAAUUGACUUUAUUGAAACAUUAUUGGAAUCAAAUAAAAAAAAAAAAAUUAUAGACAUAAAAGAAAUAUGUAAGUUAAGCAAAAAAGAGUUACAAGGUUUCGUAGCAGAAAUCGAUACAGAACCCAAAAAAAAAAGCUUUAUAAAUGAACAGAAUAAAAGCAACAGAAGUUUUGAAAUUUAUAAAAAUAGAAAAAUUCAUUAUGCUUCUCAUAUACAUAAAUGGUGUUCAAAAACAUAUCAAAUAAGAUCGUGUGAAUACUAUAGCCAUUUUUUCAAUCAUCCUCACAACCUUGUUGAAUUGAAUGAAGAUAUUAAUAAAAGAUUACUGUUUUGUGAGGAAGAAAAAGAGUUAUUUUAA
This is a messenger RNA of Plasmodium yoelii, 2412 nucleotides long. Its product is annotated as conserved Plasmodium protein, unknown function. The transcript has 11 exons. The record is from RefSeq and is a predicted model, not a curated record. NCBI's taxonomy places the organism in Eukaryota, Apicomplexa, Aconoidasida, Haemosporida, Plasmodiidae. Bases 1 to 2412 code for a protein of 803 amino acids.